UCUCGCAAACCCACCCAGAACCUCCAGCCGCCGACACCAUGGUCAACUCCUGUUGUGGCUCCGUCUGCUCUGAGCAGGGCUGUGGCCAGGAGAGCUGCUGCCGGCCCAGCUGCUGCCAGCCCACGUGCUGCAGGACCACCUGCUGCUGCCCCAGCUGCUGCGUGUCCAGCUGCUGCAGGCCCCAGGUCUGCCAGUCUGUGUGCUGCCAGCCCACCUGCUGCAGGCCUAGCUGUUGCAUUUCCACCUGCUGCAGGCCCCAGUGUUGCCAAAGCAGCUGCUGCAGACCCAGCUGCUGCAUCUCUAGCUGCUGUCAGCCCAGGUGCUGUGAGACCACGUGUUGCAGGCCCAUCUGCUGCCGCCCCAGCUGCUGCGUGUCCAGCUGCUGCCGGCCCAGCUGUUUCCAGACCACGUGCUGCAGGACCACCUGCUGCCGCCCCAGCUGCUGCGUGUCCAGCUGCUGCAGGCCCCAGUGCUGCCAGUCUGUGUGUUGCCAGCCCACUUGCUGCAGACCCAGCUGCUGUAUUUCCAGCUGCUGCAGGCCCAGCUGUUGCAUCUCUAGCUGCUGCCGCCCCUGCUGUUGCCAGCCCAGCUGCUGUGAGAGGACCUGUUGCAGGACCACCUGCUGCCGCCCCAGCUGCUGCGUGUCCAGCUGCUGCAGGCCCAGCUGCUGCAUCUCUAGCUGCUGCCGCCCCUCCUGCUGCUAGACUACCUGUUGCAGACCCAGCUGCUGCAUUUCCAGCUGCUGCCGCCCCUCCUGCUGCCAGACCACCUGCUGCCGCCCCAGCUGCUGCAGGCCCCAGUGCUGCCAGCCCACCUGCUGCAUUUCCAGCUGCUGCCGCCCCUCCUGCUGCCAGCCCACCUGCUGCAUUUCCAGCUGCUGCAGGCCCAGCUGCUGUAUUUCUAGCUGUUGCCGCCCCUCCUGCUGCCGCCCCAGCUGCUGUGUGUCCAGCUGCUGCAGGCCCCAGUGCUGCCAGACCACGUGCUGCAGGACCACCUGCUGCCGCCCCACAUGCUCUAGCCCCACCUGCUGCAUUUCCAGCUGCUGCAGGCCCCAGUGCUGCCAGACCACUUGUUGUAGGACCACCUGCUGCCGCCCCUCCUGCUGUGUAUCCAGCUGCUGCCGCCCCAGCUGCUCCAGUGCUUCUUGUUGCUGAGUGCUCUGCCAUGCCUGCUCCUGUUUGUCAGCACCAGUCAGUCCCGAUGUGGUCCCUCUGGAAGUUGAGUCAUGAGGGGCCAAUUACAAAGCUUCCAUUCCAGCUGGGAUUGCUUUUGGGCUCCCAAUAUACUGUCCCCUCUUCUACAAGUCACUGUAUCCCAAAUGAAUAAAAUUAGAAAUUUCUCUGAAA
This is a messenger RNA of Chinchilla lanigera (long-tailed chinchilla), 1346 nucleotides long. Its product is annotated as keratin-associated protein 4-3-like. NCBI's taxonomy places the organism in Eukaryota, Metazoa, Chordata, Mammalia, Rodentia, Chinchillidae. The record is from RefSeq and is a predicted model, not a curated record. The transcript has 6 exons. Gene Ontology annotation, cellular component: keratin filament.